AAAGACAAUAUCGCGCAUUUACACAGACAUACAGUGUAUACCCGGGGGAGAGAGAUUCCAUAUAUAUAUACGACCUGGAAGAGGGAAACCGAAAACGUGUGAACAGACAAUAUCACGCAUCUGCACAGACAUACCGUGUAUACACGGAGGGGGGGAGAGCGAGAGAGAGCUGGGAUCCUAGAAUCUACUAUAGCCAAACGUUCGUUGUCCUUUAUUCCUUUCUCCCACAAUGAAAAACCGUUAAUCUUUCAAAAUUCAAUCCUCUCUCCCUCAAUGGGAGGCUUCUGUUCCAAAUUCCGCUGGUGGUCCUUCCUCAAACACGCCACCGUCAAAUCCUCCGAUAUCGAAAGUGGGGGAAAAGCGUCUAAGGACUCCCUGCCAGGUUUCGGCGAAUACAGCUUUGAAGAGCUGAAUGUUGCCACGUCGUCAUUCUCGGCGGAGCACAUUGUCUCCGAGGACGGUGAGAAAGCGGCGAACAUCGUCUAUAAAGGAAUUCUCAAAGACGGCUUUAAGAUCGCCGUUAAAAGAUUCGACCAAUCGGCAUGGCCCGAUUCUCAGCAAUUCUUGGAGGAGGCGAGAUCAGUUGGUCAGCUCCGCAAUGAGAGAUUGCUGGUGAAUCUGAUUGGAUGUUGCUCCAAGGGCGAAGAGAGAUUGCUUGUGGCGGAAUUCAUGCCGAACAAGAACCUCACGAAACACCUAUUCCAUUGGGAAACACAACCUAUGAAAUGGGCGAUGAGGCUGAGAGUGGCUUUUUAUGUGGCACAAGCAUUGGAGUUUUGUGGCAGUAAAGGGCGGGGUCUUUAUCAUGAUCUAAAUGCUUAUAGGGUUUUGUUCGACCAGGAUGGUAAUCCCAGGCUCUCGUGCUUUGGCCUCAUGAAGAAUAGUCGAGAUGGGAAAAGUUAUAGUACAAACUUGGCUUUCACCCCUCCAGAGUACUCAAUGACAGGGAAUGUAACUCCAGAAAGUGUGGUCUAUAGCUUUGGCACUGUGUUGUUUGAGCUUCUUAGUGGCAAACACAUUCCCCCGAGCCAAGCACUUGACCUCAUACAGGGCAAGAAUUUCCUGACAUUCAUGGAGUCCUGUUUGGAGGGUCAUUUCUCCAAUGAUGACGGUACUGAAUUGGUGCAGCUAGCUUCUCGCUGUUUGCAGCAUGAACCUGCUGAGAGGCCAAACAUGAAGACACUAGUCACUGUUCUUGCUUCGCUUCAAAAAGAAAAAGCAGCCCCUUCGCAUGUUUUGCUUGGGAUUCAACACGGAACUGCAUCCUCAAAGCAGCCAUUGCCUUUAACCCCUUUCGGUGAAGCUUCCUCUAGAGGGGAUCUAACUGCAAUGCAUGAAAUCCUUCUCAAGGUUGGGUACAAGGAUGAUGAGGGGAUAACCAAUGAGCUCUCCUUUCAAAUGUGGACGAACCAAAUUCAGGAGACAUUGGAUUCGAAAAAACAUGGAGAUGAUGUCUUCCGAACGAAAGACUUCAAAGCUGCUAUUGAUUGCUACACAAAGUUCAUUGAUAGUGGGGUGAUGGUGUCUCCAACCAUAUUUGCCCGCCGCUCCUUAUCAUACCUAAUGAGUGACAUGCUGCAAGAAGCCCUUGGUGAUGCAUUGCAAGCCCAUGUGGUGUCCCCGGAGUGGCCGACAGCCCUUUAUCUUCAAGCAGCUGCCCUUUUCAGACUCGGAAUGGAUAGCGAUGCUCGACAAACACUCCAGGAUGGCACUGCCUUGGAAUCCAAAAACAAUGUAUAGGUUUUACUCUUCUUCUUUUUUUUCACACUUGUAUCUAUUGUUCUUCUUUUUUCUCUUUUGAAUUUUGUGAUUGAAUUUUAUUUUAUUUAUUGUAAUUCUUAUUCUUAUU
Magnolia sinica is the source of this 1849-nucleotide messenger RNA. Its product is annotated as serine/threonine-protein kinase BSK5-like. Bases 274 to 1740 code for a protein of 488 amino acids. The transcript has 10 exons. Gene Ontology annotation, biological process: protein phosphorylation; brassinosteroid mediated signaling pathway. NCBI's taxonomy places the organism in Eukaryota, Viridiplantae, Streptophyta, Magnoliopsida, Magnoliales, Magnoliaceae. The record is from RefSeq and is a predicted model, not a curated record. Gene Ontology annotation, molecular function: ATP binding; protein kinase activity; protein binding.